CAUAGCGGGUACGAUCCAUGACAGAGGCUCAUCAUCGUCAUCAGGACCACGGUCGGCACUCGCGGAGUGUUAAGGUACCUGACGUUCACAAGUUACCCCUCCCAUCGUGAGACCGCGGAAGAAAGAUGCAUACGUUGGCGACGGGCGAAGGGUUUUUGAGCCCCGAGAUGUACGGCGCGCGGGUCGUCGUGUCGCCCAGCAGCCAGUCGGCGGGCGGCGGCCGCAAGCUCGUCUACUUCAUCGAGGAAGCCCCGAGGCCACCGCCGGGAGCCCUUGUUCCGCGCGUGGCGCUCUUCCUCAUACUCGUCCUCUGGUUCGGCACCAUCUUCGCGUCGGUGGCCACGUUCUGGCUCUACCUGUACCCCAAGGACAAGACAAGCCACGUCGCGCGCGCCGUGACGUCCACGGCCAAGGCUCUGUCCUCGCUCGCGAGCACUGCCGCCAGCGGGCGCCUCUGAUCUCCUGUACAAGCGCUGCCUCGCCGCCUCCUUUGCGGUGUGAA
Dermacentor silvarum is the source of this 502-nucleotide messenger RNA. RefSeq lists its product as uncharacterized. Bases 126 to 458 code for a protein of 110 amino acids. The record is from RefSeq and is a predicted model, not a curated record. The transcript has 3 exons. Lineage: Eukaryota; Metazoa; Arthropoda; Arachnida; Ixodida; Ixodidae.